AAAAAGACUCUGUUAGCAUAUGAUUCUUCCAAAUGAGUCCUGAAGAGUAGAAGGUGCUUUGACCACCUGUCACCAUUUCUGUCACUAGCCGGCGGGAGUAUUUAGUACAACCCGGAAGUGGAAGGAUAUUACAGUAUCUAUAUGUGGUGGUAGCUCCUCAGAAAGAGUGCGCACAAGGCUUGGUAGUCAGUGUAAUUGUUCUAAAGUCUCCCAACUCCAACCAUAGCCUUGUAGUCUUGUCACUGGCUCCCCCACAAUUGCAGAGCCACAAUCAUAACAGUCCCGGCACCUCGAGAACUCGCCAGAAGCCAUUGCAACUCUCCCUCUCGCAGAAAAGCAUCCGUCGCACUCCGAUGACGUCUGUCACGUAAGGGCGUCUUCUUUCACGUCGUCAUGCUGAGAUUAACUGUGUCCUUGCCAGAGGGUAGCGAGCCGGCGUGGAAAAGCUUUGGGGUGGCAGUAUAGCAGCGACUUUCCUUCCCAAGUUAGGAGGGAGCAGACAGAGCCAUGAACGAAGAAGAAAUUGUACAAUAUUUCAAAUGUCAACUGCAAGAAGACACCAAUGUUGCCACUGCUGUUGCUGCAAUCAAAACCCUGCUAGAGUUUCUGAAGAGGGAUACAGGUGAAACCAUACAAGGUCUCAUUGGGAGUUUAAAAGAUGCCAUUGGCACCUUGUCUAAAGUGGAUUCAUCGGUUUCUGUUUCUUCUGGUGGGGAAUUGUUUUUGAGAUUCAUAACAUUUACUUCUGAAUUGGAGCAUUCUGAUUAUGACAAGUGCAAAAAAAUGAUGAGUGAAAGAGGAGAACUUUUCCUUAAGAGGAUCUCCAUGUCCAGGAACAAGAUCACAACACUUUGCUGUCCAUUUAUAAAAGAUGGAGCUAAAAUAUUAACACAUGCUUACUCUAAAGUGGUCCUGAAAGUCCUGGAAGAAGCUGCUGCAAGUAAGAAUUUUAGUGUCUACGUCACAGAAUCUCAGCCAGAUCUCUCAGGAAAAAUCAUGGCGGAGGCUUUAAGAAAUCGGAAUGUUCCAGUAACGCUGAUCCUGGAUGCUGCUGUUGGUUACAUAAUGGAGAAGGUGGAUCUGGUUAUCGUAGGGGCUGAAGGAGUAGUAGAGAGUGGUGGAAUCAUUAACAAGAUCGGAACAAAUCAAAUGGCGGUAUGUGCAAAGGCUCAAAAUAAGCCUUUUUAUGUUGUGGCAGAAAGUUUUAAGUUUGUUCGACUCUUCCCUCUCAACCAGCGAGAUGUUCCAGACAAGUUUAAGUACAAAGCAGACACACAGCAGCAGGACCUUCUGGAGGAGCAUCCAUGGAUUGACUACACCUCCCCCUCCCUGAUUACCAUGCUUUUUACAGACUUGGGGGUUCUAACCCCAUCUGCUAUUAGCGAUGAACUCAUCAAACUAUAUUUGUAAUUUUAUAAGCACUAUUAAACUACUAAAACACAA
This is a messenger RNA of Xenopus laevis (African clawed frog), 1443 nucleotides long. It is a transcript of the gene eif2b1.S, whose product is annotated as eukaryotic translation initiation factor 2B subunit alpha S homeolog. NCBI's taxonomy places the organism in Eukaryota, Metazoa, Chordata, Amphibia, Anura, Pipidae. Gene Ontology annotation, biological process: translational initiation. Gene Ontology annotation, cellular component: eukaryotic translation initiation factor 2B complex; cytosol. The record is from RefSeq and is a predicted model, not a curated record. The transcript has 9 exons. Bases 508 to 1410 code for a protein of 300 amino acids. Gene Ontology annotation, molecular function: guanyl-nucleotide exchange factor activity; translation initiation factor activity.